This is a messenger RNA of Anopheles moucheti, 1803 nucleotides long. RefSeq names its product putative per-hexamer repeat protein 5. The transcript is spliced from 3 exons. The coding region runs from base 1 to 1803 and encodes 600 amino acids. The record is from RefSeq and is a predicted model, not a curated record. NCBI's taxonomy places the organism in Eukaryota, Metazoa, Arthropoda, Insecta, Diptera, Culicidae.
AUGCGUCUAACUUUGACAUUCAUCUUGCUGGGAAUUUUGGUUCCACUACAAGCAGAACCGCAACUGGGCGGCGGAUUGCUAGGAUCAGGACUAGGCGCUACCAACGGUGUUCUGAACACAGGGUUGCUUGGAACCGCUACCACAAAUGGGCUGCUAGGAUCGGGGCUUGGUGCCACCAACGGUGUUCUGAACACAGGAUUGCUUGGAACCGCAACCACGAAUGGUUUAUUGGGAUCCGGACUUGGUGCUACCAACGGUGUUCUGAACACAGGAUUGCUCGGAACCGCUACCACAAAUGGGCUCCUAGGAUCGGGGCUUGGUGCCACCAACGGUGUUCUGAACACAGGAUUGCUUGGAACCGCAACCACGAAUGGUUUAUUGGGAUCCGGACUUGGUGCUACCAACGGUGUUCUGAACACAGGAUUGCUCGGAACCGCUACUACGAACGGAUUGUUGGGCUCUGGACUAGGUACAACCGGUGGUGUUCUUGGUACGGGUUUGCUUGGAACAGGAACCGGAACUAGCAGUGGAACAGCGGGUCUUGGAAUCGGCUCUACCGGUGGUCUUCUUGGUACUGGUCUCCUCAGUGGAAGUGGUGGUGCUACUACCACCACUGUUGCUGCUACAACAGCUGCGACAACCACGACUACAGCCGCUCCUACCACGACUACAGUCGCUCCAACCACGACGACGGCAGCUCCUACUACGACCACGGCAGCUCCUACUACGACCACGGCAGCUCCUACCACGACCACGGCAGCUCCUACCACGACGACUGCCGCUCCUACCACGACCACGGUUCUACCUAUUACGACCAUUGCCCCAACUACAACUACCAGCGCAUCAGCAACCACAGUUACAUCUGCUCCCACAGGAACUGUGACAUUCAACAUUAAUGGAAGCAUCAUCAGCAUCGCUGCCAGUGAUCAGGCAACUAUCAAUGCUAUCAAUGCCGUCUUGGCAAGCUCAUCGACCACCGUUGCGAUGACCACGACUACCACCGCUGCACCAUCAUCUGGAAGCACAGUGUCGUUUAACAUUGGCGGAUCGAUCAUUACUGUUAACGCUGCUGACACUGCUACGAUUACAGCGAUCAUUCAAACCCUUAAUAGUGGAACCACCACUGCUGCUACGACGACAACAACUACUACCGCUUCCGUGGUUCCUGUGACAACUACGACGACAACAACCACUACCGCUUCCGUGGUUCCUGUGACAACGACGACAAUAAGCACUACUGCAGCCUCCGUUACAACGUCUAGCACUAAGGCUGCUCUUACGACGGCUAGUAACUCUGCAUCAACAGGUGCUUCCAAUACUGGUACCGCUACCACAACCGCUCCCAAUGCUGGCUCAAGCUCCAUUUCAAUUAUUAUCAACAUCAAUGGUCAGUUCAUAUUGAUCACGUCCACUAGUCAGAGCCUUUUGCAAGUGACACAGCAAAUCAUGCAGCAAAUUUCAACCACAACCACGUCAUCAACCACAACCGUGCAGACUCCGGCCAAUCCAGUGCAACCGACACCGGCUCCUUCGGCAAACAAUGGUGGUGGUCGCUCCGGUGGCUGCAUGAGGCGUCGCCAUUCAUCGGAGGAAUUCGGCGGUCACCGUGGAUUCCAUGGUGGAUUUGGCAUUGGUAUUGGAAUUCGUGGACCACUCGGGGGAGGCAUUCAGGCUGGAAUCGGAGCUGGUGUAGGAGGAUUUGGAAGGCAUCAUGGCGGAAUCGGGGCAGGGCUGCGUGUGCAGGGACCUCUGGGAGGCGGUUUCCAAGCCGGAAUUCGUGCCGGUGGCCACAGACAUGGGUAA